GCUGGCGGUGGCCAUCGCCGUGCUGCUGCACCCCGCACCGCUGUUGGUGGAAGCCCACCAGAACGCCAGCGGGGACCCAUGGUGGCAUGCCUCUUCCGCGGUGUCCCACAGAGGUGCGGCCCGCCCCAACCGGCCCUACGUUUUCCACGACCUCGCGCAUCCCCAGCGCGCCCAGCCCAACCUACCGGACCAGCUCGCUACCGGCUUGGCAUACCGUCACGGAGGCAAGGUGCCCGGCAUGAUGCACCUGCCUUUCAUACCGGGCCGGACCACGCCCCACCACCCCGUGCACUACGACGACCUGGAGAUGGAAACGUACAACCGGCUGAACCGACCGAGGCCCAACAUGCCCUGCCGGCCCUGCCCCAAGGGCAUGUACCUCUGCCAGUGGGAGUGCUCCUGCAUCCCGGAGAAGCUCAGGUGCGACAACGCCAAGGACUGCACGAUGGGCGAGGACGAGAUGGAGUGCGACAAGGAGUGCGAGGGCCCCGGCAAGGUGCGCUGCCCGGUGACGAGCAGGUGCAUCGCCACGCACUGGGUGUGCGACGGCACCGACGACUGCGGCGACGCCUCCGACGAGAUGCAGUGCUCCUCGGCGAUCAACUGCACGAACAAGGAGUUCUCCUGCUCAAACGGCUACUGCGUUCCGCAAACCUGGAAGUGUGACGGUGACAACGACUGCAGGGACAACUCGGACGAGCACAACUGCACCACCACGCCUUGCCUGGAGAACCAGUUCGCCUGCGGGGACCUGACGUGCAUCCCGGCGGAGGACCACUGCAACCAGGUCAUGGACUGCCCCGACCAGUCGGACGAGGAGAAUUGCGACGCGGACGUGAUAGCGUGCGACCCCGUGGCCGAGUUCGCGUGCCGCUACCCGCUGUGCAUCCUGGAGGAGUACCGCUGCGACGGCGACAACGACUGCGGCGACUGGAGCGACGAGGAGGGAUGCCCGCGCCGCACCGGCCUCAACUGCGUCCCGGGCGACUUCCAGUGCCUCUCCGGGGACUGCGUGCCGGGGCGGCAGCGCUGCAACGGCGAGCGCGACUGCGAGGGCGGCGAGGACGAGCUGGACUGCGGCCCGGCCUCGGGCAUGGCGCAGGAGGCCACCUGCACCACGGGGCAGCACGCCUGCUCCAACGGCUACUGCAUCGACCUGGCCUGGCUGUGCGACGGCACGGACGACUGCCCGCACGGCGAGGACGAGAAGGCCUGCGACGCCGUGGUCUGCAACAACCUGACGCACUACACGUGCAGCAAGGAGGAGGCCGCCGUCACCACGCCCGCGCCCCAAGCGCCGCCCGCCGCCGGCUUCAGUCUGCAGGCCAUGCUGGACGUGCCGGCCGGCUUCAGCUGCAUCCCCAAGAAGCACGUGUGCGACGGCAAGACGGACUGCCUGGCCGGGGACGACGAGCGCGACUGCCCCGUGCCGCGCAACUGCUCCUCGUCGUCGGGCUGCUCGCAGCUGUGCAUGGCGACGGUGGACGCGCGCGAGGUGUGCGCGUGCCGGCCGGGCUACCGCCUGGCGGCGGACGGCCAGAGCUGCGAGGACGUGGACGAGUGCCUGGACGAGUGGGACCCGCCCUGCCAGCAGGACUGCACCAACACGCCGGGCAGCUUCACGUGCUCCUGCCGCUCCGGCUACGUGCUGCGGCCCGACAAGCGCAGCUGCAAGAGCGUCGAGGCGGCCGCCACGCUGCUGCUCACCAACCGCGUCGACAUCCGCCAGGUGAACCUGAACAACGGCCGGUCCCGCACCGUGCUCAAGGGCCUGCAGAACGCCGUGGCGCUCGACUUCAACUGGCGCGAGGGCGCCAUCUACUGGUCCGACUACUCGAUGCACGUCCUCAAGAAGGCCACCAUCAACGGCAGCCUGGAGCACGACGUGAUGCGCUGGGGGCUGCAGAACGUGGUGGGCCUGGCCGUGGACUGGGUGCACAACCUGCUGUUCUGGAGCGACUCGGAGCUGCGCCGCGUCGACGUGGCCAACCUGGACGGCUCCAUGCCCACCACCAUCGCGCACACGGACCUGGACAAGCCGCGCGACGUGGCCGUGCACCCCGGCGAGGCGGCCGUCUUCUGGACCGACUGGGGCCCCAAGCCGAAACUCGAGCGGUGUGAGAUGAACGGGCAGAACCGGCGCGCCAUCGUGACCCAGGGCGUGGUGUGGCCCAACGGGCUGGCCCUGGACUACGACACGAACCGCAUCUUCUGGGCCGACGCCAUGCACCACGUGAUCGAGAGCGCCGACCUGGACGGCAAGAACCGCAAGGUGGUGCUGUCCAAGGGGCUGCCCCACCCGUUCGCCCUCACCAUCUUCGAGGACAUGGUGUACUGGACCGACUGGCACACCCGCAGCGUCCUGGGCGCCAACAAGGACACCGGCAAGCGGGUGCACGUCGUGCUGGACCGCCUGCACAUCCCCAUGCAGAUCCACAGCUGCCACCCGAAGCGACAGCGUUCCUACCGGGACCACUGCCCGCGCGGCAACAGGGGCUGCUCGCACAUGUGCCUCCCCAACGCCAAGGGCUUCACCUGCGUCUGCCCCGUCGGCGUCACCUUGGGUCCGGACAAGCGCACGUGCGAGUACAUGCCGAAGAGCGUGCUGGUGUACGUGCGCAAGAAGGAGGUGCGCCUGCGGGAGAUCACGGGCUCGGCGUCCGGCGGGGCCGACCGCGACAGCCCCACCGUGGCCCUGGGGCUGGGCGCGGCCGCGCGCGACGUAGUGCUGCCCGUGGACGAGAUUCGCCACGCGCAGGCCGUCACCUGGGACGCCCAGGACGACUCCAUCUUCUGGAGCGACUACAAGUCCGCCGCCAUCUCCAGGGCACGGCGCGACGGCUCCGAGCAGCGCGUCAUCAUUAACACCGACCUGGAGGACCCCAUGGGGCUGGCCAUCGACUGGGUGCGUCGGCGCCUGUACCUGUCGGACCACAAGAGCCGGCGCAUCGAGACGACGAACCUGGAGGGCAACAAACGCGUGGUGCUGCUGUGGAACCUGUCGGGGCCGCGGCACCUGGCGCUGUGGCCGGCCGGCGGGCUCAUGUUCUGGUCCAGCUGGGGCGGCUCCAAGCAGCUCAUCGAGGUGGCGGGCAUGGACGGCAAGAAGCGCAAGGCCUUCAUCUCGGACCGCCUAAUCUCCCCCGGCGCGCUCGCCGUCGACCAGGAGCACAGGCGGCUCUACUGGAGCGACCCCGGCCUCGGCGUCAUCGAGAGCGUCAGCGUGGACGGCACGGACCGCCGCAUGGUGAAAGACGGCCUGCCGCACCCGCUGGGGCUGGACGUGUACGGCGACCGCCUCUACUGGACCGACUCCAAGACCAACGACAUCAACCUGCUCUUCAAGGAGGAGAACUACACGGUGCGGGCGGGCGUGACGGGCCUGCUGGGCAUCAGCGUCUUCCACCAGCGUCGCACGCAAGUGAUCACUGCCUGCGAAAAUAUCGGCAACUACGGCUGCUCCCACGUGUGCCUGCUGGCCAACAACCCCGACCUGGCGGGCUGCGCGUGCCCCGUGGGCUGGCGGAUGAUCCCCGGCGGCGACGGCAAGACGUGCGAGCUGCAGCCGGGCCCUACGCUGCUGGCGCGGCGCAACGACGUCCGCAAGGUGCCGCUCGGCAUGCCCUACAUGAUGGACGUGCUGCUGGGCUACAUGGGCCUGGAGAACACGGUGGCCGUGGACGCCGACAAGGAGACCGGCGAGAUUUACACCAGCGACACCGUCGAGUCCUCCAUCACCAGGGCGGCGCCCGGCGGCGACAGCGGCCACCCCAUCGUCUCCAGCGGGAUCGACACGCCCUACGGCCUCGCCGUGGACUCGGUCGGCAAGAAGAUCUACUGGACGGACUCCGGACGACGCAUCAUCGAGGUGGCCGAGCUGACGGGCAAAAAUAGGAAGGUGCUGGUGUGGGAGGACCUGCGCAACCCCUGCGCGCUCGCGCUGGACUACUCCGAGGGCCUCAUGUUCUGGUCGGACUGGGACCAGCCGAACGGCCGCAUCGAGCGAGCCCACAUGGACGGCCGCGAGCGAACCCGCAUCGUGACGGACAACAUGGGCUGGGCGGGCGGCAUGGCGGUGUACGAGAACCGCCUGUACUGGUCCGACGUGAUGCUCCUGACGGUGGAGUCCGCCAAGUUCGACGGCUCGGAGCGCGUGCUGCUGCUGCAGCGCCUCCGCGAGCAGCCGGCGGGGCUGGCCGUGCUCGGCGGCAACAUCUACUUCGGCUACCGCGGCGCGUCCGGCGCGCUGCACCGCGUGCCGCUGCCCAAGAGCGGCCCCGUCAACGUCACCGAGGACAGCGUCAUCCGCCCGGGGCUGCCCGACCUGCUGGACGUCAGGGCCAUCGACCCCGGCCAGCUGGCCGAGAACGUGUGCGCGGACGCGCCCUGCUCCGACCUGUGCCUGCGCGCGCCGCCGCCGGCCCGCUACACCUGCGAGUGCCCCACGGGCGUGCUCAUGAGCCGCGACGGCGUGACGUGCGACAAGAACGUGACGGACAUGCUGGUGUUCGCGACGCCGGACGGCCUGGCGCGCAUCGCCGUCAACUCGCUGCAGCGCUUCCACGACGUGCUCCUCGACGUGCCGCUCAUCCAGAAGGCCGUGGCCGUGGACUUCCACUGGGAGCAGCAGCUCGUCGUGUACGCCGACAUCAGAGCGGGCCACAUCAACACGGUGAGCAUGCACAAGUGGUACUACCCCACGACCAUCGUGAAGAACGUGUCGGAGCCCACGAGCGUGGCCGUGGACUGGCUGUCCGACAACCUGUACUGGACCGACGCGAAGCGGCGCAGCAUCGAGGUGGCGCGCAUGGACGGCACCAUGCGCAAGCUGCUGGUGACCACCACCACGGGCACGCCCAGGGCCAUCGUCCUGCACCCCAAGAAAGGGAUCAUGGUGUGGACGGUGUGGGGCAAGAACGGCAAGGAGGAGGGCACCACCAUCACCAGGGCCAACAUGGACGGCUCGGAGCGCAUGGACAUCGUGACCACGGACCUGGACAAGCCCAACGGCCUGGCCCUGGACGUGGCCAGCAGCCGCCUCUACUGGGCCAACUACGGGCGCGCGCGCAUCGAGACGUGCGACAUCCAGGGCCACGGACGCAUCCAGCUCGUCGAGCAGGCCAAGAAGGUGUACGGGCUCACCCUGCUGGGCGACCACAUCUACUGGACGGACUUCGCGAAGCGCACGCUGGAGCGCGCGGCCAAGCAGUCGGCGAGGCAGCGCAUGACGGUGGAGACGAUGCUGGACCAGGUGGAGGACCUGAAGGCCGUGUCCGCCUCCAAGCAGCGGCGCGCCAAGGCCCCGCCGUGCGGCGACAACAACGGCGGCUGCUCGCACCUCUGCCUGCCGCGGCCCGACGACGUGCUGUGCGCCUGCCCGGACAGGCUCAGCGAAAUAGAUCUUCUGAGGCGGAGAGAAAAGGACACUUGCACCCAGCGCUUCGCCAAGAGGCCGGAGAAGGUGGACGGUGACGACCAGGACGAGGAGGAGGAGGAGGAGGGCAGCCUGCCGCACGCCCCCGACGACGCGACGCACAACGCCACUGCCAAGGCGUCCCCGGUGUCGCGGGUCCUGCUGGUCGGCAUCCCCGUGGCCGUGGUGGUCGUGGCGCUGGCCGCCGCGGUGGCGCUGGCGCUGCACUGUCGGGAUGGCGGCUCGACGCGCAGCGACAGCGACAAGCUGCGGGCCGGCAACUCCGGCUCCAGCCACGUGCUGACCUACUCCAACCCCAACUACCUGGCGGAGCGGGAGUCCGGCGCCGGCAGCUCCGCCGGCGGCAGCGGCGGCUCGAAAAGCAUGCUCCUAUUGGCAAGCACGCAGUGGAGUAUUGUUUUUGUUUUUGCUCGUUGGCAUACUUUGCGGCUCGCUACACGAUCUGAUCAUAUCAAAGUCAGAGUAACCUCCAUCAGGCAGACUGCCUCAAAUCAAGACAUUCUAGCUUGA
Molecule: messenger RNA, 5944 nt
Organism: Thrips palmi
Lineage: Eukaryota; Metazoa; Arthropoda; Insecta; Thysanoptera; Thripidae
Gene: Lrp4
Product: low-density lipoprotein receptor-related protein 4
Molecular function (GO): calcium ion binding; protein binding
Source: RefSeq, a predicted model, not a curated record